CGUACAUCCGGCGGUGGGUCAGGCGGAACAAAGGUUCUGGAAUCGAACUCGUCUCUGCUCCGUGUGGUUCCUCCGCGCUGAAGAUGGGGGAGGCGGACGUGACGCUGAAUCAGACCGAUGAGAAGCCCCCGGACUCGGCGCUGGUCCCCGGGGAGGACUCGGUGGUGUGGAGCCACGAGGUGGAGGUCUGCCUGUUCCACGCCAUGAUCGGACACAAGCCCGUGGGUGUGAACCGUCACUUCCACAUGAUCUGCAUCCGAGACAAGUUCAGUCAGAACAUCGGACGCCAGGUCUCCUCCUCUGUCAUCUGGGACCAUCUGGGGACCAUGUACGACAUGCAGGCUCUGCACGAGUCAGAGAUUUUACCAUUUCCAAACACAGAGAAGAGUUUCUCUCUGCCUGAUGACAUCAUCCAGGAAGUGAAAGAAGGGAAGCUGGGCUCGGAGGAGGAGAGCAGAGAUGAGUUCAGGAUGGAGAGAGAACCUCCAGCGACACAUGAAGAAGGCAGCAACUCGUCGGUGAAGAUGUCCGAGCGAACGAGCAGCAGCCGGGACAAGGAGAGAGAGCGAGACAAGGAGAAAGGAGGGAGCGAAGGAGGUGGAGGUGGAGGAGGAGGAGCGAAGGAGGCGGAGAAGAGGAAGAGGAGCCGUGCGGCUGAGAAACUGCUGUCGUCUUCCAACCCUGCGAGUCCGGGAGGAGUCAAGAGGAGACGCACCUGAGGGACGGAGAGAGAGAGAGGGACAAGGGGGGAGGGGUGAAGGAGGAAAAAUGAACAAGUGAAGACGAAGAAGGUGGCAUCAAACCUGUGAGCUUUGUGUCACCUGACCAUUUGCUGUCCGGUCGCAGUGCCGCCGACAUGAGUGACGUCACCACGGAGAGAAAAAACCACCAUGAACGCCUGUUACCGCUCCGUGGCCUCUGAUUGGCUGAUUCAUCGCCCGUCACAGUUUUCCAUCAUGUGAUCAGAGUGGGAGGAAGUGACACGUGUGGACGUCACAGCUCUUGAUUUUUUUAUUUGUGUUUUUAUUAUAUUGUUGUUUUAGAGAAGAAGAGUUGUUUUAAAGUCAGUUUUGUUUUUUAGUUUCCGUUCGAUUCGCUCGAAGAAUCAACUGAACGUCGUCAGACGAUGAAAUACAAACAUCGUGAAGUCAGCAAACGUCAGAGUCGACUCGACGUGCUUUCAAUCUCACAAUAAUUAAAUUGUUGAUAAUUCAAACAUUUUAGGUUGAAUAUAAGCGUCUGUCGCGCUCUGUAACUUUUUAAUUUGUCCGUGUGUGGGCGGGGUUUAAGUCACGUGAAGGUUGUGACGUCGAUCUGAAACGUUCGAUUCUCCACGAUGCUAACGACGUCACAACGUGUUCUUUUAUUUCACACUUUCUUCUCUGGUCAGAACCUCGUGCCUACGUUACCCAGUGUGCAGUUCUGCUGUUGUCUCAGUACUGAUGUGUCCUGAAGCUUCUGUCCGACGCCACGUCACCGACUGCAAAUAAAGAUGGACGACGCAUCUCCACUUCCUCUCACUGUCCAGAAGUGAAGCCAAAAUAUCUCAGAAACGAACGCUGCCAUCUUUGGCAAAAAUGUAUUUAACGUUUACUUUUUAUUUUGUUGGUCCGUGUCCCAUCUGCUAACGUGGUGAAGGCAGAGUUAAUGACCUACACUGCUGCCAGCCACCAGGGGGAGUUUAAGGGAAUUUGGCUUCACUUUUAUAGAGCUGUCACGUCCUCCAUCUUUAUUUACGCUCAUGUCCAGAGAUGCUGAAGUCACCUGGAGACGAGACGUGCGUGACUGGCGUCAACAGACUUGUUCACGUCAUCGGUCACAGACCUGAACGCAAAUGGACAGACGUACGACAGACGUACGACAGACGUCCGCGCAGUCAGAGCAGCGACACACCUGAUGUAGCGUUUAGCCAUAGAAAACGUAUCUUCCAGUUUGUUACAGACCUCCAUAUCGACAGCGGCCAUCUUGGUCGUUCUAGAAAGCAGUUGAGUGACGCUCGUCCGUCAGUCAUCGUAUCGAACCCUCAGAUAAACGGUGAUUAGUCUCAGUGAAGAGUUUCUGUCCCUGGGUUCUGUCUGUGAGGUCGUUGCUGUUCCUGCAGACGAAGCUGAGGGCAGAGACGUGUCCGUUCACCUCCGGUUUUAAAAGCAUCUUUGGAUCCGAGCGUCGGUGGAGAAGAUCCCAGCAGCUUCUCACCAACAUGAACCUCUGAAGCUUCACGUCAUGAAGAUGUGUGACUGUUCACUGUUCGAUUCCAGAGUCUCUUCUGUGUGCAGAUGAAUUCAAGUGUCCACGGAUAGUGAGCAGAAAACUCUCUGAUCAAUAUCCUUUAAAAAGAUGGUCUCUUUUUUUUAAACGUCAUGUUAUUUAUUGAUGGAUGAUGAGCUCAUACAUGAGUCUGUUUGUGUCAUUAAAGCUGAACUCAGAUCA
Messenger RNA from Pleuronectes platessa (European plaice), 2430 nucleotides. RefSeq names its product MRG/MORF4L binding protein (gene mrgbp). Gene Ontology annotation, biological process: regulation of transcription by RNA polymerase II. Lineage: Eukaryota; Metazoa; Chordata; Actinopteri; Pleuronectiformes; Pleuronectidae. Gene Ontology annotation, cellular component: nucleus; NuA4 histone acetyltransferase complex. Bases 84 to 719 code for a protein of 211 amino acids. The record is from RefSeq and is a predicted model, not a curated record. The transcript is spliced from 5 exons.